UAUGCUGAGACGGCAGCUAAUCGUCGGUACGUCCACGAGAGCGACCGAAACGCUCGCGCCAAUGAUACGCUGCGUUCAGUGGCGCCGCGCGCACCUGUCGUGACACGCGCCGAGCGUCAGUGGGCGAAAGUGUCGGGGGGUUUCCUCGCCCGCUCGUGUCAGUCGGUGCGGAGUUGCUGUCACUUCGGCGGAGCGGCGGAGCUCUCACCGGUUGCGGAAUGUCGAGGUCGCUUGUUCCAAAAUAGUUCCUGUGCCGUUGAGAACUCAUGCGCCUCAAAGCUGCUGCCUCAUCAUCUCGUUGCGAUUUGGAGCGAAAGCGAGCGGAGGCGGCGAUUUAACCACAACAGAUCAACCAACAGGACUAGUGGACUGGGCUCUCAGGGCAUGACUACUACAAACAAGGGAAACAAGGCCUUGAAGGUGAAGCGGGAGCCGGGGGAAAAUGGCACCAGCCUUACCGAUGACGAGCUGGUGACCAUGUCAGUCCGGGAGUUAAACCAGCAUCUACGGGGCCUGACUAAGGAGGAAAUCGUUCAGCUGAAACAACGGCGGCGCACCCUAAAAAACCGAGGCUACGCCGCCAGCUGCCGGGUGAAGCGCGUCACUCAGAAGGAAGAGCUGGAGAAGCAGAAAGCUCUUUUGCAGCAGGAAGUGGACAAGCUGGCCACCGAGAACGCCAGCAUGAAGGUGGAACUCGAUGCGCUACGCUCAAAGUACGAAGCCCUCCAAAGCUUUGCCAGAACUGUGGCCCGCAAUCCCGUCACCUCAGCCCGGGGGCCCAUGGCCUCCGUCAUCGGGCCCCUCAUUCCUGGUAAAGUAGCAGCCACCAGCGUUAUCACCAUCGUCAAGUCCAAAACAGAAGCGAGGUCAUAGUAGCAGCAAAGGGGAGGAGGAAUCAAGUCAGUGCAUUUUAACGACUGGAAAAAAAAAUGUGCUUCCUCGCUUGUCAAUCAAAGUCGGAUGACCUAUUGGCAAUACUUUCUUUAUCUCCUGCACCUGUCAGAAGUCGUUAUUUUAUUCCCGCCUUGAUCCAUUUCCAUCCAGAGAUUCUGUGAAUUGUUGCUCUAUUGACCCAGCUAGCGCUUAGCGAGUCAAACAAAAGCCCUCGUCUUCAUAUGCUCCAAUAAGGAAUCUUUUUUUAUUUAUUUUUUCCGUGUUAGCGGCCUUAUUUAUCAAUCUAGAAUCAAGAUGCAGAUUGAGGUUUCUCAAGGCUCCCCUUGGCUUGUUAUCAUGCACUGACUUCAACUCGAUUUUAAUCUCUAAAACACCAAGACUAACUCCAAAAUUGUAUUGAUCCCCCGUCCAGGUUACAAGCAGACGGAAUGUUUCAAGCGCUAGCAUGCAUUUCCGUUUCAUCAGUCCGUAACCGGGGUCAAGUCGUCAUAUCAUUACCGAAACGACUGCUAGAUGCAAUAAUAUGUGUAUGCACUGAAAAUACAAAGAGGUCUUGCCCAUUUAUGGUGUAUGAAAAUGUAAAAAAAAAAACCAAUGGUAUUGCUGAAGGGUUCAGUGCCAUUCCGAUAUGACGAGAAAACCUGAAUGUUAUCGAGUAAUAUUUUUGUCCUCUUCGGUGUUUCCACAUUCACAAAUAUGUUUAUUUAAACGGUGUACAUUUCUUUUUGUAUUUGUCGACAGGGCCAUCCGAUAUUUCCAAACAAAAAACAAACAAAAAAACUCUCACAAGCUUUACUGUUUUCAAUGUUAAGAUGUAGAGAACUUUGUCUAAUGUUGUUUUUCUUACUAGGUAGAUGAACUUUCAUCGUUUCUAGAAACAGAAAAAGGAAAAAAAAAAAAUCCCGUGAAAUAUUUUUUUGCAAUUGUACCGAAAGUGGCUUACUAUUGAAGUCUGAUAGCUUUUUCUAGUGACUAGGCGCAUACUGUGGGGUAGCGCGUGACGUGACGUGUAAGUGACAAGUUGGCAGUGUCGUUCACUGUAUAGAUGUCAAUGCUGUGCUAUUUAAAAACAACUCUGUAGAGCUAAACUAGGUGGUGUGAACAAGGUCAAAUGUCGUCGUGCGUAUUGGCAUCUGUGAUAUCCUCCGCUUCCUCGGUGUUAGUUACGUAAGCAUCACGACGAGCCACGCAGAGGUGGGAUUUAAAACGAGGCCGCUCAUCCAGUUAGCAUUGCUGUACGGAAAAGCUGUCAUGGCCGGACGCCCUCUAAAUAUACCCUCCGUAACCUGAAAGUAAAUGACUUCAUUAUUGGAAGGAUUUCAUUACCAUAUUCAUCCCCGGCGCUUAAUUGGUCUGAAUGAGAUGGCUGGAAUAUAAAUGAGUCACCUGCGAGUGUCGAUAUAUCGGCUCUUAAUACAGAGGUUACGGAGAUGGGUUCCUUUUUCUACCGAGGGGUUUGUAUGCACUACGCUUGUUUUGCUCAGGACAAAAUGGUUCAUUGGACAAAUGAACAAAUCCUCCCAGACCAGAAGCGGGGACGGCAGCUCUGUUCAUUUGGCUGGCUUUCUUUUGUAGUAAUAAUCAUGUCAUAAAGGGCUUCAAUCCACACGCAGAAAGAGACGCAGCAUGACCACGUAGAGUUACAAUCAACGGCAUGUGCCAGCAGCGCUUCCUCCGUGCCAAGUGUCGCAUCCCCUCAUGCUCCUCCAAGAGAAACUGAAUAGCAAAGCUUUUUUUUUCCACACCUCAAGGUGAGACUCGUGUGAUGACAUGAACAGAAUGCACUUCAUCCUAAUCUCCUGCUGGUCAGAGUGUCUUAAAAGCGUCAGCGAGUUCUUGAUCUAUAGUCCGAAAUCGACGCCUCAGCAAGUCUCCCGACUGCGGCGCGGCUGCCGGUUGUUCUGCGUGCAAGUUUCCGUCAACAUGCAUAGCUGUUCACAUCGACUGGUUAACUGUGGGAAAAUAUCAAUAUAUAUCUUUGACUCUUGACAUAGCGCGGUGUUGAUGUUGGCGUCCUUAUUGCUGUGGCCGUCUUGUGGAGUAAACCUUUUUCGUGUCAAGUGUCUUUAAAGGUGUUGGAGUGGCACCGCCCGACCAAUCGGAAUCAACGCUACGAUUCUAUCUACACACACACACACACGCGGCGACACACACUCACGUACAGGUGUAUAGUAUGUAGCUCCAGUAGGUAUUGAUGACCAUUGUGAAAAAGUGACCCUUAAUAUGCAACUCAGUGGAAAGGUGUGAAAGAGUAGCUGUACGAGUAAUCGGUAUUGUCCAAGUGACUGUGGUCUGUUCUUUAAUAUUUGCUGUGUUUCAUUUGAUUUUCUUGCUCUUUUAACCACUAGUUUAUGAAAGGGAAUGGAAUGUAGUUAAAGCAGACCGGAACCAAUGAGCUGUGUGCGUCAGGAAGGUAAAUGUGGCCCAUCCUGAUCCUUUACACUGUAGUAAUACUGGGGAGUUGGUGAGUUUUCUUUGGAUUAAACUACACAUUUGGCGACGUUUUCAUGCAACAGAAGUCGUAGUCUCGAUGAGCCUCUUCCGAUUUGUCCUCAAAAUGUUUCAGAAUUCAGAAGCAGACGUGUCGCUUUUCUCUCUCUAUCUGACCAAAAUUAAAAGUUAGUCCCAUCUAGUCUAGUACACAUGGAGUGAAGCCACGAAGUGCUCUUCUUCAGGUGCUGAAGUGACAGCAUGUUCGUCCCCCUCUGCGCCUUCUACGGCUUCUGCUUAAUUUUUUAAAUUAUACUUCAUUAUUUUUCGGACAAAAAAAGUAUAUUUUAAGGCCAAGUGUUAUUUUUCUUUUUAAACAAUCUCCAUAAUUGAGGGUUUCCGCCAGGAUUUUUGGAAACUGUGGCUGCACAAAAAAAAAAAAAUGGAACGGAACCCAGCCGAUCAAGAAGCAAUAGAAUCAGAGGGGAAAGUUUUACAUUUACUAAAUUGGUGACAAUGAAAACACUAGUUUUUAAUCAAAUCUGCCUCCAUUCUGUAGAGGUCAGUCUCUUCAUAUGUCCGGCUGGAACACGCGACUUGAGUUCCGCAAGCAAUGGACUUCAGUCAUUAUGAGGUUUCUUUCGGGAUUUUUCCGCCAAAAACGGGCAUGUUCAAGUCCACCUCCAUGAUGCAUUACAUGUUAUCCAUUUGUGUCAAUGGUUCCACUUAAUUUUAAUACGCUUUAUCACGUUCAUCUUUAAAAAGCGAUCAUGAUUCUGAAUGUUUGCCGAUGCGCCAGGAUCGCUUGUAAGUAGCGGAAACCCUGUAAUUAAACACCACCAGGGGUGGUCUCACUUUCAUUCAGUUUUCUUUCACUGCAUUAAGAAGGAACUCAACUCUUUCCAACUCCUGACAAAUCGAAAAUAACCUGCUUUAACUAUAUUCCAUUUCAUUCCUACAAAGAUGCGCUUUUUCACCUCCAUCGACCCCGGAUCAAGUGAGCCUUUCCUCCAGUAUUGGGGAUUCAACUGUCUUGACAUAACUGGCUGAACAAAGUAGUUGAUUUUGUGCCGAGGGCCUCUUGUGAUAUUUGUUUGUCUCUGUACGUUUGCUAAUGGACGCUCACCUGCUGCUACAUCAGUCAUUUAUGCUAAUUAUUGCUGUCAUUUUUACACCGAUUCUGUCCCUCCUGUUUUUAAGCUCUUCUGUUCCGUCGAUGGGGAUCGGUCACUGUACUGUGCGACUUCUGCUCCCAGCAGCUUUUUUCCUUUAUCUGUACUCUUUGUUUUGAGACUUACAAGUGAGUGAUGCAAAGUGUUUUGUUAUUUUUCUGUAUGGGUUGUUAUAAAAAUAUUGCAGUACUUUGUAUGAGAAAUAGUUAAUUUUAACUAUUUAUAAAUUAAAUUAUUGUACUUUUUUGCAAUCUGUAGAUAAGUACUAUGUAUUCAUAUAUACAGUAACAACUGUGGGUUUAAAUGUGAUUCUCUGAGGUGUCUAAGUUAUUAAUGUAUAUAUUGUAUGUUUGUUGAUACAGCUUACUUUAUUUUAUAAGAUCAAUAAAAUGUUU
This is a messenger RNA of Synchiropus splendidus (mandarinfish), 4891 nucleotides long. RefSeq names its product transcription factor MafG. The record is from RefSeq and is a predicted model, not a curated record. The transcript has 3 exons. Gene Ontology annotation, cellular component: nucleus. Gene Ontology annotation, molecular function: DNA-binding transcription factor activity, RNA polymerase II-specific; RNA polymerase II cis-regulatory region sequence-specific DNA binding. Bases 385 to 873 code for a protein of 162 amino acids. NCBI's taxonomy places the organism in Eukaryota, Metazoa, Chordata, Actinopteri, Syngnathiformes, Callionymidae. Gene Ontology annotation, biological process: regulation of epidermal cell differentiation; regulation of transcription by RNA polymerase II.